GGAUCGGCACCUCCGGAUGCGCCCGGCCCAGCGCACCAGCUCCGCAGCGGGAGCAGCGGCCGCCUGCGCGGCUGGGAUGCCCGGGCGCCGGGCCCCGGGGCUGGGCCCCCGGCGGUAACCGGAGCGGGGGGGCCGAGCCCCCCCCCGCCCGCUCCCCCCCUCCGCGCGCCGGUCCCAGAGCCGCAGCUGCUGCGCCCGCGCCCGGGGACACUUCGCCCGCCACCGCCCGCCGAGCAGCCCGGGGCCCGCAGGGGGCGCCGCCGGAGCCAGUGCAGCCAUGGGGGCGCUGCUGGCCUGGGUGGUGGGCGCCGCGUUGGUGUCCUCCGUCUGGGGGGGCUGUGUGGAGGUGGACUCAGAGACCGAGGCCGUGUAUGGAAUGACCUUCAAGAUCCUGUGCAUCUCCUGCAAGCGUCGCAGUGAGACCAACGCUGAGACCUUCACUGAGUGGACCUUCCGCCAGAAGGGAACCGAGGAGUUCGUCAAGAUCCUGCGCUAUGAGAAUGAAGUGCUACAAUUGGAGGAGGAUGAGCGUUUUGAGGGCCGCGUGGUGUGGAAUGGCAGCCGGGGCACCAAGGACCUGCAGGACCUGUCCAUCUUCAUCACCAAUGUCACCUACAACCACUCGGGUGACUACGAGUGCCACGUCUACCGCCUGCUCUUCUUUGAGAACUAUGAGCACAACACCAGCGUCGUCAAGAAGAUCCACCUGGAGGUGGUGGACAAAGCCAACAGAGACAUGGCGUCCAUCGUGUCGGAGAUCAUGAUGUAUGUGCUCAUCGUGGUGUUGACUAUCUGGCUCGUGGCCGAGAUGGUUUACUGCUACAAGAAGAUCGCUGCGGCCACGGAGGCUGCAGCUCAGGAGAAUGCCUCUGAAUACUUGGCCAUCACCUCAGAGAGUAAAGAGAACUGUACUGGCGUUCAGGUGGCUGAAUAGCCCCGGUAAGGCGCUGGGCUCCGCCUCCAGGGAGAGCUGGCCUCCUCGGGCAACUUGGGGCGCAGCCUGCCCCCAAUGGGGGCUGGCCAUUCCUGGGCCUCCACUAGCCUCAAAGUCCUGCCCACGGAGCUGCCAGGAUAGGAGGGGCAUGGGUGGGCUAAGCCCUGCACCCCUCAUUUAGCUUUCUUCCUCCGGCUCCAGCGCCCACCCACCGCCAUGCAUGAUGGGUAAAGCAAUACUGCCGCUGCCCCCACCCCUGCUUCUGCUGCCUGUUGGGGGAGGGGGCGGUGAAGUGGGGGCAGCGGCUCCGCACCCUUCCUCCUUGCUGAUUUGCACACACUGGCCGCUUCAGACUCGCACUACGGGGUGGGGGUGGGGGGGCCAGCCCCUGCCUUCCUCCAUACCCAACAGGUGUCUGGAUGGGCCCUCACAGCUCUGGGACGCGCUCUGACCCUUGGCGACAUUGCCUGCCCCCCCUGCUUCCUCUGGCUGGACCUGGGGUUCCCUCUCCCGUGAUGCACUCUCACCCCAGCCGAACCCGCCCUCUCUCACCAGCCUUGGAUUGUGGCCACUUCAGAAGGGGCCCGGUCAGCCUCGUCUCUCUUUACACAAGUAGUUUUGUUCAUGAAAUAAAGAUUCUUGGACUUGA
Messenger RNA from Erinaceus europaeus (western European hedgehog), 1583 nucleotides. RefSeq names its product sodium voltage-gated channel beta subunit 1 (gene SCN1B). Lineage: Eukaryota; Metazoa; Chordata; Mammalia; Eulipotyphla; Erinaceidae. Gene Ontology annotation, biological process: cardiac muscle cell action potential involved in contraction; sodium ion transport; regulation of heart rate by cardiac conduction. Gene Ontology annotation, molecular function: sodium channel regulator activity. Gene Ontology annotation, cellular component: voltage-gated sodium channel complex. The transcript is spliced from 6 exons. The record is from RefSeq and is a predicted model, not a curated record. Bases 278 to 934 code for a protein of 218 amino acids.